Molecule: messenger RNA, 1329 nt
Organism: Brassica napus (rape)
Lineage: Eukaryota; Viridiplantae; Streptophyta; Magnoliopsida; Brassicales; Brassicaceae
Product: transcription factor MYB54-like
Exons: 2
Coding region: 201-947 (248 amino acids)
Biological process (GO): regulation of DNA-templated transcription
Cellular component (GO): nucleus
Molecular function (GO): DNA-binding transcription factor activity, RNA polymerase II-specific; RNA polymerase II cis-regulatory region sequence-specific DNA binding
Source: RefSeq, a predicted model, not a curated record
AUUUGUUAAUAAGAAACAUUUUUUUGUUGAAAUGACUAUAAUAAGCAUAUUACAGUAAAGAAGAGUGUAUCUUGUAAAAAGAAGAAAAGUGAUUUACCAUCUAUAACCCUAGGGAAGAGAAGACCAACCCUCUCUCUUUUAUUCUUAUAUAUAUAUUUUCUUUUCUUUGCCUUGAUUUUCAUCCUUUUAUGUAGGUGGAGAUGGAGUUAGCAACCACCGAAAUGUCUAGAGGAAGCAACAGUUGUGACAAUAAGAAAACCGAAGGUCAUCGGAAAGGUCUCUGGAAACCUUUCGAAGACGACAAGCUCAAGCAACUCGUGGAACAAUAUGGUCCCCAUAACUGGAACAACAUUGGUCAACUUUUGUCUGGAAGAACAGGGCAAAGCUGUAGACAGAGAUGGUGCAAUCAACUUGCUCCAAACAUCAACAAGGGACCUUUCACUAAGGAGGAAGAAGAGAGGCUUUUGGAAGCUCAUCGGAUCCAUGGCAGUCGUUGGGCCUACAUAGCGAAGCUGUUCCCUGGGAGGACUGAUAACGCUCUCAAGAACCAUUACCGUGUCACCAUGAAGAGACGCAAACGUAUAGGCUUAUCUUCAACGCCCACUUCUCCGUUCAACCAAAUUCGGAGCCCUAUCUUUCCUCUUCCAAGGCUAAGUCAUAACCUAUACCCGUUUCAGAGGUAUCAGAUGCACAACAGUCGCGGUCCCUGGCCUUACACUUCUGCUUCAGCGCCUAGGAGUGAUCAAUUUGGAUCUUCAUGGAUCUCGAAUGCACAACAAGAAACUGAUCUUUAUAGGAGAAAGUCGAACGAGUUGGUGGAUCAUCAGGCAGCUUCACCAGAUCAUGAGAAGAACUCAUCAGGAGAAGAUGGAACAUCCAUGAUAGAUCAUGGUGAAAAGAGAGAUGUUCCUUUCUUUGAUUUUCUUGGAGUUGGAUUAGAUUCUUAGAUAUAAUAAUCACAACUCAGUGAUUGUAAGCGUAUCUAUCAUUAGGGUUAUGUAUUAUAUUCAGCAUUUUGCUUCCUGAAAACCUUUUAUGGAUCUAAUUCUAUCAAUCUCUUGUUUUCUAUCCUUUCAUAUAUAUAUUAUUUAAGUGUAUACAUAUAUGUAUCUAUGUAUUUGUAUCACAUGCACUUGAAUUGGUACAUACGAAUACAUAUAUGUGUCCGCGUCUUUAUCGUCAGUUUGAUACAUGGUCUGAUGUUUCGUACAGACACAUGUAACAAAUCUGUACUUUUGAUUUAUAUGGCGUCCUGAUUGAUACACAAGGAGAUGCAAGUCUACUAAGUGUAGAUGAUAGAUAAUCAUUGUGUAAUCAUAACCAAAUUUG